AUGUCAUCUCCAUUCAAAAACAUCCUCAUCGUCGGAGCGACAGGCUCUAUCGGUGCUAUUAUGCUGAAUGCCCUAAGCAAUGAGCCCUCAUUUAAAAUCAGCGUUCUGCAGCGUUCAUCAUCCAAGGGGAAAAUCCCGGCCGGCGUCCAAAUCAUCACUAUCGAUGAUUCAUACCCUUCUGAUGCACUCGUAUCCGCAUUCUCUGGUCAAGAUGCUGUCGUCAAUUGCAUGACAUCUUUGGCCGUCAGCGACCAACUGCGUUUCAUUGACGCUGCAGUACAUGCCAAGAUCAAACGCUAUGUCGCUUCUGAAUACGGUCUCAACAACAACAACCCCGACGCCAGAGCCCUGAAUUCAGUCUUUCGUGAGAAAGGCGAAGUCCAAGAUUAUCUCCGUUCCAAAGAGUCUGCGGGCUUAGAAUGGAUGGCCAUUGCUUGCGGCAUGUGGCUUAAAUGGAGUGCGCGUAACGACUUCCUCGGAAUGCAUCUCAAAGAGAAACGAUUUGUUCUCUGGGAUGACGGCAAUGGCUGGUUCAGCACCACUACCGAAGACAAUACCGCAUUGGCAAUGGUGAACGCUUUGAGCAAGAAGUGGGAACAGACGAAGAACAGGGUUGUAUGGCUAAGCGACUUUGCUAUCACACAAAACAUGCUUCUUGAAGCCAUCCAGCGUCUUAGUGGAAAGCAGUUGACUGUCGAAAGAGUCGACAGUGGCCAGCUCAUCAAGGAGAAGCAGGCUGCAGUGGCAGAGGGAGACCCAUAUGCCAUUUACUCACUGAUCGAAACUGGAUUUGUUACUGGCAAGUUUGGGGGCCAUCUGGAGAAGGAAGGAGAAAUCAUGAACGACAUUUUGGGUUUACCGAAGAAGGAUUUCGAUGAAGUCGUCAAGUCAGCCCUACAGGCUAUUGGCGAGGCGUAA
This is a messenger RNA of Fusarium venenatum, 918 nucleotides long. RefSeq lists its product as uncharacterized. Lineage: Eukaryota; Fungi; Ascomycota; Sordariomycetes; Hypocreales; Nectriaceae. The record is from RefSeq and is a predicted model, not a curated record. Gene Ontology annotation, molecular function: oxidoreductase activity.